Molecule: messenger RNA, 3171 nt
Organism: Erinaceus europaeus (western European hedgehog)
Lineage: Eukaryota; Metazoa; Chordata; Mammalia; Eulipotyphla; Erinaceidae
Gene: CRAT
Product: carnitine O-acetyltransferase
Exons: 15
Coding region: 664-2544 (626 amino acids)
Biological process (GO): carnitine metabolic process, CoA-linked
Cellular component (GO): peroxisome
Molecular function (GO): carnitine O-acetyltransferase activity
Source: RefSeq, a predicted model, not a curated record
UGUGCGGGGCAGUGCACCUGUCAUCGUGAGUGGCCCUGACUUUUCAUCCUGGGGAUUGUUAGAGGUCACCUCCCUGUCGACAGGACGGUUUUCCUGCCGCUCUGAGCGUGGCAAUCGAUGACAGCGAGCGGACGGAGAGGGGUGCCCACUGCCGCGUCCAGCAGCUUGGACGGCGCUUGGAAGGGGCCGCGAACCGUCUGAACCGCAGCCUCCGCCCGCAAGCAUCCCCCCGCCGCCGAUCGCGGCGCCCUCGGCCCCGCCCCGGCCCGUGUUCCCGCCCGUCGCCGGCGGUUAGUCGCCGCGGCCACAACUGGCCGGAGGCCCCGCCCUCGCGUCCUCCUCCGCGGGGCAGCCAGCCCGCAGCCCGCCGGGCCCGGUGGGUGGGCGCGGGGCCACUGCCCGCAGGCGGCGGGACUCGGCGACCUUGACCCGGAGGCCCUAGCCGGACCCACCAGCGACGCCGGCGGCGAGGACUUUGCCCGGCUCGGGGGCGGAGCGGACUCUGUCCGCGGGCGGACCGCGAAGAUGUUGGCCUUCGCCGCCAGGACCGUGCCGGGGCAAGUGGCUGUGUCUUGCUAGGUCCGCUCACCCAAGUGGUAGCACAGUUAGGCUUAGAGAUCCUGCCCGAGGCAGGCAGACAGGGCUCAGAACCUCAGUCCUGCCAUGGAGGACGGGCAGCAGCAAGAGAAGGUGAAGCCCCUGGGCUUCCUCAAGCCCUCCUCCAUGAUGAAAGUUGCUGGCAGAUUCAAGACCCACCAGGACUCACUGCCCCGGCAGCCUGUGCCCCCCCUGAAGCAGUCCCUGGACCAUUACCUCAAGGCUCUGCAGCCCAUCGUGAGCCAGGAGGAGUGGACCCAGACCAAGCAGCUGGUGGAAGAGUUUCAGAGUUCGGGGGGUGUUGGGGAGCGUCUGCAGAAGGGGCUGGAACGCAGGGCCAAGAAGCUGGAGAACUGGCUGUCUGAUUGGUGGCUCAAAACAGCCUACCUCCAGUACCGCCAGCCCCUGGUCAUCCACUCCAGCCCCGGCCUGAUGCUGCCCAAACAGGACUUUGUGGAUCUUCAGGGCCAACUCCGGUUUGCUGCCAAACUCAUCGAGGGUGUGUUGGAUUUCAAGGCCAUGAUUGACAACGAGACCCUGCCGGUGGAGUACCUGGGUGGGAAGCCCCUGUGCAUGAACCAGUACUAUCAGAUCCUGUCCUCCUGCCGCGUGCCGGGCCCCAAGCAGGACUCGGUGGUCAACUUCAGCAAGAUUAAGAAGCCGCCCACACACAUCACAGUGGUGCACAACUACCAAUUUUUUGAGCUGGAUGUGUACAACAGUGAUGGAACACCCCUCACCUCAGAUCAGAUCUUUGUGCAGCUGGAAAAGAUCUGGAACUCAUCCUUGCAAGCCAACAAAGAGCCCGUGGGCAUCCUCACCUCCAACCACCGCAACUCCUGGGCCAAGGCCUACAGCACUCUCAUCAAAGACAAGGCAAACCGGGAGUCAGUGCGCUCCAUCCAGCAGAGCAUCUUCACUGUGUGCCUGGACGCGCCCACGCCCAGGGUCUCUGAAGACGUGUACCGCAGCCACGUGGCUGGCCAGAUGUUGCAUGGGGGCGGCAGCAGUCUCAACAGCGGCAACCGUUGGUUCGACAAGACACUACAGUUCAUCGUGGCAGAAGAUGGCUCCUGUGGGCUGGUUUAUGAGCAUGCCGCUGCAGAGGGGCCCCCCAUCAUCACCCUCGUGGACCAUGUCAUUGAGUUCACGAAGAAGCAGGAGCUAGUGCGGUCCCCCAUGGUGCCCCUGCCCAUGCCCAGGAAGCUGAGGUUCAACAUCACCCCUGAGAUCAAGAACGACAUCGAGAAGGCCAAGCAGAACCUUAGCAUCAUGAUCCAGGAUCUGGAUGUUAUGGUGGCCGUGUUCCAUCACUUUGGGAAAGAUUUCCCCAAGUCUGAGAAGCUGAGCCCAGAUGCCUUCAUCCAGAUGGCGCUGCAGCUGGCCUACUACAGGAUCUACGGUCAGGCAUGUGCCACGUACGAAAGUGCCUCCCUGCGCAUGUUCCACCUAGGCCGCACCGACACCAUCCGCUCAGCCUCCAUAGACUCUCUGGCCUUCGUCCAGGCCAUGGAUGACUCCAGCGUAGGGGAGCACCAGAAGGUGGCGCUGUUGCGGAAGGCCAUCAGUGCCCACCGUGCCUACACUGACCAGGCCAUCCGCGGGGACGCCUUUGACCGGCACCUACUGGGCCUGAAGCUGCAAGCCAUCGAGGACCUGGUGAGCAUGCCGGACAUCUUCAUGGACACCUCCUAUGCCAUCGCUACACACUUCAACCUCUCUACCAGCCAGGUCCCUUCCAAGACAGACUGCGUCAUGUUCUUUGGUCCCGUGGUUCCCGACGGCUACGGUGUCUGCUAUAACCCCAGGGAGGCCCACAUCAACUUCUCUGUGUCUGCCUACAACAGCUGUGCCGAGACCAACGCGGCCCGCAUGGCCCACUACCUGGAACAGGCCCUCCUGGACAUGCGUGCUCUGCUGCAGAGCCACCCCCGGGCAAAGCUCUGAGCCUGUGUGCUUGAGCCUGCCAGCACCACGCAACUCACCUGGGGCUGGGCCACCACCAGGCCUCCUAGCUUUGGCCUCAGGCCUCCCAGCUCUGACUGGGCCUGCAUCAGUGUCCUCAGUAGGGCUUUGUAGGCCCCAGCCAUGUGCCUUUUGAGGGUCACCCUUCACAUAUGCCAGGCCCCCCAGACUGUCCUGGGCUGAGCAGGACAUCAGGCCCAGACCCCUGGACACCAAGGCUUCCUCUGGGGCAGGGAAGCAGCCAGGCCCCGCCCUUGCCCUCGAUAUGCUGAGGGGCUGUGGCUCCCUUCUCACUGCCUCUAGCCAGUCCCUGUCAUCUGCAUGACAGCACUCAAGUCUACAGUAUGAUGCCCAAGCCCCCCAGGAACUAGAGGCAGUUGUCUCAGCAAGGGUGGAGAAGACGGGGCCAGUGGUACUGCUGAGGAAAAGCCUGAGGUCUGGCCUUAGCUCUUGAAUGAAGUAACUGACAAGGCCCAGCUCUCUCACUUCCACUCAGCUGGUUCCCGAAGUAUGUUCAUUGUUGCACAAUAUUAAAACGCAAGGUAAAUAAUAAAGGGAGGUUGGUUGGUAAAGAGGUGUUUCAGUGUAAGAAUAAACCCCUGGACUGAC